CUAAAGUUUACGUCAGAACAAAUGUGGCCGCGUCCAUAACAGGACGGUUUCGUUUUGUAGCUGUAAAGAUUUUUUUGCUUACAAUAACAUUAAUAGACGUCCACCGCGGAUAAAUCAUGCCUGCUGUAAAGUACAUGCUCUAUGUGGGUCUCACCAACACAUCUGAAAAUGACACUACGCAUACGAUAAACGCGGAGGAAUAUCUUCAUUCACUGAACAAGGAGUUCGAGCUGACGGUCCUCCCUGCUAUAGUGUUUCUGGCCGCCAUCACGGUCGUCGGUUUCAUCGGUAACAUCAUCGUCUGCUACAUCUACCUGGCGAAGUUCAAGGUCAGCACUACGCGCUGUUUCGUCGUGACUCUCGCGUUCUUUGACCUUCUGACCUGUUGCGUCGCGAUUCCCGGACAACUUGCAGACUUGAGUCAAAACUACACUUUCAAAAACGUCAAACUAUGCAAAGCGCAGAUUUUCUGUAACGCUUUCACUAUCAUGACAUCUGCGGCAGUUCUCGUCGCCAUAGCAACGGACAGAUACAAGAAAAUCUGCAAGCCUCUCGCCAAACAGAUGUCCAUAAACUGGGCCAAGGUCGCCGUCGGGUUGAGUUGUGCGAUGGCAAUGUUGUUCGCGUGGCCCAAUUUUGUUCUGUACGGACCGCGAACAGUUUUGACGAAAUAUUCCAAUAUUAACGGAACCGACUGCUCCACGGACGAUCGAUUCAUCGGAACGAUUUACCCGCUUCUGUAUAACGGGAUCCUGUUCCUUCUGUUUGUCAUAGCUGUGUCUGUGAUGGUUGUGCUCUACCUCCACAUAUGGCGGACUGUCUCAAAACGUGUGGGGUUACACGAACCGAAAGCGGAACUCGCCACAAACACACAGAUGCGGCAGAGAGUUCGCUACCUUAAAGUCUCAGAGGAGAGCAAUGACCUUACGCCUACCAUCAACACGCGGCUCAACGAACCAAUCACAGACUCCGUUACAAAUGAAUGCGAUGGCAAGACGUCAACGCUGGACACGAAAGGACCAGCGGUCCAGACGGGGAAAUCCGCGCGAGUACAGCAGGCCAGAAAAACGACGUUCAUGCUGUUUCUGAUCACGCUGGUGUUCGUGCUCAGCUUUCUCCCUCACUUGGGACUGAUGGCGGCUCGAGGGAUCCACAACGUCAUGUUCGACAGCUUGAGUCCGGGGGCGACCGCCGCCUACAACUUCUUCCUGAGGUCCUACUUCAUCAACAGCGCAUCCAACCCCAUCAUUUACGGAUUCUGCAAUCUGAGAUUUAGGAUGGAGUGCAAGGCUCUGCUUGUAAAAAUCUUCCACAUAUGACAGACAUGAAAUAUGGCCGAGUAUGAUCAGCGCGUCGAUCACAUGGAUUUGACUGUUUUCAGCUGAACACGAUAUCUUGCUUUUAAUCUCAUUGAAAUUUUUUAAGUUGA
This is a messenger RNA of Gigantopelta aegis, 1429 nucleotides long. Its product is annotated as cholecystokinin receptor type A-like. NCBI's taxonomy places the organism in Eukaryota, Metazoa, Mollusca, Gastropoda, Neomphalida, Peltospiridae. The coding region runs from base 117 to 1319 and encodes 400 amino acids. The record is from RefSeq and is a predicted model, not a curated record. Gene Ontology annotation, molecular function: G protein-coupled peptide receptor activity. Gene Ontology annotation, biological process: neuropeptide signaling pathway. Gene Ontology annotation, cellular component: membrane. The transcript has 2 exons.